UGUACACUCUUUCAGACUGCAUGAGGGUGUGUAUUGUGAAAUAGAGAGCAAAAGAGAGCUCAGGGGAAGAAAAGACUUCUGAAAAGGAAGUUGACGAAUAGAAGCAGAAAACGUUUGCACCUUUUAAGUGCAAACAGAGUAGAGGAAGGGGAAAUAGGUGCACUGUCAGAGGGAGAGAGUGAGUGAGCAUUAACGAGGGCAGUCUGGAAUCUGGCCACGUAUAUGUGUGUUCUGGCAGUGUGUGGAGGAGGACUUGAAGGAUAUUUCUAACUGUUCGUGAGGGGCCGUGUGGAGGACCAUGGAAACCUCGGGGCCCGGGGAUGUCCCAGUGAGAGCCAAAGAAAAGAAGAAGAUCCAGUUUGCUGCGCCCUCCACAGCACCCACCCAGCUGGACCCACGGCAGGUAGAGAUGAUACGCAGACGAAGGCCCACACCGGCAACAUUAUUCAGAGUAGCUGAUCAAUCAUCCCCAGAGGAUGACAACUCUACCCAUCAGUGGGUUGUUGGUGAGAAUGGUGUCCUGAAACCAAAGAGAGUCAACCCAAAUGUCUACCAGCCUCCUUCACUAAAAGCUGUUCAGCAGAUGGCUGAGGCUCAGAUGCAGAAGUUGGGUGUGUAUGCUCACAUGGAAGAGGAAGGGGAGGAGUCAUUAGAGACACUGGAGGAGGAGCAGUUAUUAAACUGCCCUACUGGUAAACAUCACCACACAUACAGGCUAAUGUCAUUACCAUGCACACACAGACCACACAGGCCAAUGUCAUUACCACGCACACACAGGCCACACAGAAUAAUGUCAUUACCACACACACACAGGUUAGAUUUCCCCUUCUUCCGCUUUGAUAACUUUAACAGGAAACUAAGCCUUAGACUCCUCCUCAGCAUGUGA
Molecule: messenger RNA, 886 nt
Organism: Electrophorus electricus (electric eel)
Lineage: Eukaryota; Metazoa; Chordata; Actinopteri; Gymnotiformes; Gymnotidae
Source: RefSeq, a predicted model, not a curated record